AUGAAUAUCAUGAAAACAUUUCUUCUCGGAGUAGCUGUAGAGCUCGUUUUCGCAAGCUUUGUCUGUUUGGCAAGCGCAAACCUUGGCCCUCUCGGUCAAGGAUUUUAUUUACCUUCCAGUGACAUACUCGGAGAUUAUGAGGCUGGAACAACCAUCUUCAGUACCAUUAAACCAUCGUGUGUAAAAGACGUGGAGAGGCCAGUGACCAGACAGGAUAGGACGUUCUUUCAGUCAUCGGAAUCUUUUUAUCAGUACGUAUCAACACAAACCGACGUUUCCGCAAAAUUAAUUGGCUCUUUCACGAUGGGAACCACCCUAAAGGUAGUGUCGAAAUCCGUUAGCAGUAGUUCACAUGAAUCAAGUGGCUUAACAAUUGAUAUUUUCAGUAUUAAAAACGCAAAAGUUGUUUCAAGUCAAUGCCAGAACACUCUUCCGCUUUCCAAGGAGUUUCUGGAAGAUUUUUCGAAAUUGCCAGUGACCAUAGAGAACCCCAACAGCAGGAAUGACUGGCUGCCGUACCAUUCAUUUCUCGAGAAAUAUGGUUCACACAUAGUGAAGGAGAUUCAAUACGGCUCUCGUAUUCAACAGUGGAAUUUCGCCUCAUCUUCCAAAGGGUACUCCGAAAAAGAUUUCAACACACGCGCGUGCCUUGAUCUUUCGUCAAACACUGGCUCGAUGAAAGUAGCCACCUGCACUGAUUAUUCAAAGAAGCAGAUAAAGCGCGCGAAAAAAAUGACCAUGAGCGAUUUGCUCGUCGUGAAAGGAGGGACACCGGAGACAAGGGCAAAAUUACGCAAGGAACGGACAGCGGAACUAAUUGAAAAAUUUAUGCUCGAAGCGCAGAGUUCGCCUGGAAGAAUCUUGUACAAGUGGACUGGAAUUUGGAAUUUGUUAAAGCAACGGUUCAUUGGAGUGGGGAAUGACGAUCAGCUAUCUCGCGCCUUGAACAUGGAGAUAUACUACAAAGCCGUGCUUGAUUUUGGAUGCACUUUUUCUUCUAAAAGUGAUCUAAAUCUCAGGUGGUUAGAGCGAAAUACACAAUCGAAGCUACCGGAUUAUUCAUGCAUGCUUGCAGCUUUAGGUUGCCGGAGCGGGGAUGAUUGCCAUAUUGGAGGUUGGGGGUCUGUGUGUUACUGCUAUGGUAAAACAUGUGUUGACACUGAGAAGGUAAACAACCAAGACAGCAAGAUAAAGGAAAAUCGAUUCAUAAAGAAAAACAAAAAAGGUAGUUAUAAAGAAGGCGUUAACAAAAGUUGUUAUUAUCAUGCGGGCGCGACCUGUCGAUGCCAUAAAGAUUGGGACGAACCUAAGAAGGUGUGGCAAUCGAAUGACGAAUUAAAAUCUCGUGAGCUCCUAUUUGGAGUGCAUUUCAAAGUAAACGACGAGAUAAACUAUCACGGUUAACAAUACUUUUAAGCAGUUCGUUACAUGGAUUUAUUAUGAUUUGCAUGAGAACAGUAGUUGUAGAACUCCUUGUUUUGGUAGUAAGAUAAUUGCAUAUGAUAUAAAUGGAAUUAAUUGAUAUUAUUGUGUGUUAAAGAAUCAAUCAGCUUAUUGCAUGCGUCAGACAUAUAUUACUGAUGUGAAAAAAAUCU
Dendronephthya gigantea is the source of this 1595-nucleotide messenger RNA. RefSeq names its product DELTA-thalatoxin-Avl2a-like. The transcript is spliced from 2 exons. Lineage: Eukaryota; Metazoa; Cnidaria; Anthozoa; Malacalcyonacea; Nephtheidae. The record is from RefSeq and is a predicted model, not a curated record. The coding region runs from base 1 to 1404 and encodes 467 amino acids.